Telopea speciosissima is the source of this 881-nucleotide messenger RNA. RefSeq lists its product as uncharacterized. The record is from RefSeq and is a predicted model, not a curated record. The coding region runs from base 136 to 639 and encodes 167 amino acids. Lineage: Eukaryota; Viridiplantae; Streptophyta; Magnoliopsida; Proteales; Proteaceae. The transcript has a single exon.
AGUGACUGCUGUGGGUUUAGGGUUUAACAGAAGUACAAAACCAUUGGAGGUCCUAAUAAGCUGUGUCAACGCGAACUACAAUUAGAAUUGGAGAACAAAAGCAACUUAGCACCAGCAAUCGUCAAAUUUUCGAUCAUGUCGUCCUCUGCUAGUAAAAGUUUAGAGAACGAAAUUCCUGCGAACUCCGAAUCUCCUGAAACCUCAAACCAUCCUUCUCCUUCUGAAAUCAAAACACCUGCAGAAGUUUCAGACCUUUCUGUCGAUGAUAAAGGCCAAGAUUCAGGAGUUUCAGAUAAGUUGAAUGUCUCUGGAAGCGAAGAAGGUGAAGAUGGAGAAGAUGAGGAAGAGGGAGAAUGUGGGUUUUGUUUGUACAUGAAGGGAGGUGGAUGCAGAGAUAGUUUCAUCUCUUGGGAAAAAUGCGUCGAAGAUGCAGAGAAGAACCAGGAGGAUGUGGUCGAAAAGUGUUCUGCGAUCACGGGAAUUUUGCAUAAGUGUAUGGAAGCUCAUGCAAAUUACUACGAACCGAUACUUCGGGCGGAGAAAGCAGCAGAAGAAGAGGUGUCCAAGGAAUUGGAGCGAGAAGCCGCUUCGAGGGAAUCAGAGCAGAAAACGAAGCCAAAGGAUAAACAGGAAGCGUAGUGGUUUAUUCAAUUUUGUUAUUUUUUGUUUCAUGAUAAAAAUUAUUUAUAUUUAAUUUUUCGGCUGACAAUUAAUUGUUAUUUAGACCGUCAGAUCCUUGGAGGCAAGUUAGUAGGAGAUCCUGCUAUUUUAAUGCUCAAUGUCACUGGUGUUCUCCAUAGGGGAUAAAUAAAUGGAUGAGAUUUUUGUUGUUUAAAUUUGUCUCCAAGUCUGAAUACUUAAAUUUAACUAAUCAGUAGCCU